UACACAGUCGCACCUCUGCUGCCGUGGCCCCCAUGUGGCCCCUCCCUUACCGGACUGGACCGAUAAAUGGGUUAACCCUGUCACCGGGAGUAGCCGAGAUAAAUGCACCGGGAGCGUCGGGAGAUCCCUUUCCAUCCCUCCGCUGUUUCACCGAUCUGCGCUCAAAGCUUUCACCGGGCAUCCUCCGGUGUUGACUCGACAGAGUAGAUUGAAUUUUAAUCGUGAUUUAUUAUUUUUUAUAAGAGGCGAACGGCAACAACAGCAGCAGCAGCAGCACCAGCUUCGGUUGUUAGACCCAGACCCGUGGGCGGCUGGGUGGCGUCCGUCUGGGCGAGCUGAUAGGACGAAGAUUUGGCACUCUACCUACCAACUGCUUCAUCCCAAAUUUUCAAGAUAUGGCGAUGAGAAGUGAGAUGUAGAAAACGGAUGGGAGGCCAUUCAUGUGGGUCUGGGCUUCAGCUACAGCGGACAAAAUCUCCCAGCACCACCACCACCAUCAUCCUCCUCCUCCUCUUCCUCCUCCUCACCUAACCAGUUGAUUUUUUUUGAAUAACUAUCUAAAAAGUGUGGAGCUCAUGACACACUGGUGAAUCCCCGAGGCAGGUCCCACACACAGACUGAAUGAGUCCAUCUUUGGCUGUCGGACGGACUCCUCAAGAGCACAGGACGGAUGCAAACAGACUAAACACAUCUUGGCAAUUCAAAAGACCCUCAGCAUCUCCGCCAACGGUGUUGUAACCGAGCGGGGGGAAUCUCACACCGGGGGACCAGUCGUUUCACAGGCAGGGAGAAGAUGCCAUUCCACCAUGUGCGGGCGGGCCUGCUCUAUCCAGACAACUAUCUGAGCAGCUCCCUGACGGAAGGCAGCGAAGCCUUCCAGCUCACCAGCAUCUCCACAGAGGAGCUGGGAGAGAUCCGUGAGGCGUUUCGUGUUUUGGAUCGUGAUGGGAAUGGUUUCAUCUCCAAACAGGAGCUGGGCAUGGCCAUGCGCUCCCUGGGUUACAUGCCCAGUGAAGUGGAGCUGGCCAUCAUCAUGCAGAGACUGGACAUGGAUGGGGACGGCCAGGUGGACUUUGAGGAGUUCAUGACGAUACUGGGGCCCAAACUGCUGUCAUCCGACAACCGAGAAGGAUUCCUGGGCAACACCAUCGACAACAUCUUCUGGCAGUUUGACAUGCAGCAGCUGUCUCUGGAUGAGCUGAAGCAGGUGCUGUUCCACGCCUUCCGGGACCACCUGACAAUGAAGGACAUAGAGAACAUCAUCAUCACCGAGGAGGAGAGCCUCAAUGAAACCUCAGGGAACUGCCCUGAGUAUGAGGGAGUCCAUCCCAAGAAGAAGAAUCGGCAGACGUGUGUCAGGAAAAGCCUGAUCUGCGCUUUCGCUAUGGCUUUCAUCAUCAGUGUCAUGCUCAUUGCAGCCAAUCAGAUGCUGCGGAACGGCAUGGAGUAACCAAUUGCACUGUGAGCAUGGGGAGUGGACAGAACAGCCAUGACCUCACAUCUUGUCUUUGCAGCCAAAGCAGGACCAGCCACAACCCGAGCACUUCUCUAAACAAUCAGUUGAGUUUUUUGAGUUUAAUUUGAACUUACCUUAUAGAAGCAGACAAUGUGAAUGAAAUGAAGACAGAUAUAUUUGUUUUGCAUUGAAGAUGUCACCAUGUAGAGUUACUGGACUUACCCGUCACAAGGAACCUGAACUGGGAAAAAAAAAAAAAAGUUUUUAUAUGAACCGGGAGAAUAAACGGAGGGUUUUAUUUUGCUGUUUUCAAGACCGAGACCACCCUUUAAACUUGAUUUUCUAAUUACCGAAAAUGUUUAUCAGGUGCUUUGAGCCAUUCCUAAUUUAAAAAGCAAACAAUUGUUAUUAUGGACAAUUGCAUAUUUACCCUAGAGAAGUAGCGUUGAAUGUGAAUGAAUGUGGGCACUGAAUGUUGGGCACAGUAGAUGCAUAGUAAAUCUGUCACAUCUCAUAUAGUCAUGUGGAAACAUCACACUAUAUGUAAAACAUCGAAACCCUUGACUCAGUCCACUAAUCCUGGGGCACAUGAAGUCUUUAUGUGUAUCUACAAGGAGCACAACUCAAUACUCAGUGAGGGACCAGUAAAGAAUCAUCACUGUCCCGUUAUCUCUACUAUGAAGUCUUAGCAUUGAUUGAUAGAUUGAUUGACUGGUCACUUGAUAUUUGUGUGGAUGUGUUGAAGACAGUGGAUAAUGUGAGCUCAGGCUGUCAGAGAGAUUUAAAAUGCAUGAAGAAGGAGAUUUUAAAUCAAAUAAUAGUGGAGUGAUGGUAUGGGUUAACAGUAGGACCAGUCUGAGAUAAAUUAUAAUAUUUUUAGUAAUGUGUUUGUAGAAAAUAUUUCACCUCAGCAUCUCAUUGUAAUACUGCCCAACUGUGGUAAAUAUAAACCACGCAAAAAGCAUGCCAGUAUAUACACUGCCAUAUCAAACAUUAACUCUAACUCCCAUGAAUUUCUCUGUAUAUAUAGUGCUACUUAUCUUGUGUAAUGUAUUAUUCUUCGCAACAGCAGAAUGUACGAAGGGUAGAAACUAGUGAGACAAAUCAGGGAUAUACAGCAGAGCUGUGACAUGCUGUUGGUACAGCUGUUUUCUUGGAAAAGGUUGCGGUCUAGUGGUUAAAAUGAGAACUGCAGCUAAAAGCUUAAACAGCCAUGUUUACAAAGUGUUCAGAAGGGAAGAACAACACCAGAGAAUUUGAGCUUUGAUAUGUUUCGUGUCAGUGUCGCAAGGGCAGUUUGGUCUGUGUUGGUGAACAUUCACUAUUUUUAAUGGCAAAAGCAAGAAUAUUUUUCAGCCCAAACCCAAACUGUGUUGUUGCACCAGAGUACAGCUCAGGAUUGAGAAACUGAAGGUGACUGCUGCAGUACCUGUCGCGUCUGUGGUCAUAGCUAUGUUUUAUGGUCUAGACCUGAUAGCUCUACAAUUUUAUAAAGCUUACUGGGGGGAAAAGUUUGGGAAAGACCUUGUAGGAGUUUACAAUCACUUCCCUCUGUUUAUAAUAGAGCCCCCUCGAGGCUGAACAUCACAGUGACAACACAGAUUAAAUUUGAGGAUGUUCUUUAUGUGGGUGUAGAGCUGGGCGAUAAAGAAAUGUCAUUAUUAUUAUAUCUACCGUUGGAGUAGUGUUGUUAUCAUGUGUCCAUCUUCUGCUGUUGUUUUCCAAAAUUCUGUCGUUCAAUCAAAUGAUUUUAAACAAAUUGUCGUUCAAAAUUUAAGAUACCUGAGAUUAAGUUUUUAUUAAACACAUCUAUAGAGUCAGUAGAACACAGUUCAUCACAAUAAACAUAAUUUCUAUUAUUUUAUACAUGAUUAUUGUAUUGUAUUGUGAUAUUGAAAUAUAUCAUUACAAUUUUUUUUAUAUUAUUUUAUCAAUUAAUAUCGACCAAAUCGCCCAGCCCUAUGUUCAUGUAUGGAUUGCUGAAUGGGCCUAUGGGGCACAGGCCCAAGGGCCCAAUAUGUCAGGGCCUCCCCUGGCCUUCACCUGCAAAAUGCCACUCAAAUUAACACGUAACAACCAGGAUGAGACUCAAAAUGACCAAAACGAGAUGCAAAUGAACUGCAGAGACACAGAAUAACUACAAAAAUGGGCAAAACAACCACAAAGAGACACAAAAUGACCAAAAUAACCACAUACAAAUUUAUCACAAAAAGACACAAUAUCACAAAAAGAUGCAUAAUGGUUAUAAAGAGAUGCAAAACAAUAAAUUGAUAAAAAAAAAAAGAGGAGGCAAAACCACCACAAAGUCUGUGUGUCUUGCUCCAGUGAAGGACAGGUGGUGGUUUUGCAUAUCUGUGCCCAGGGGCCCAUUGUCUCAUAAUCCCCCCAUGCCUAUGUUGAUGCCGUCUUUGAAAUACACUCGUUGGUGUUCAUACUACUCAUUGCAAUGUUAUAUGCCAUAACAGCGACAUAUGUGGAUCCCUAAAUUGCAUGGUGCUCCCCUUGGACUUAAUUGGCUCAGAGUGUGGUUUGUUCUCAUUCCUACCUUGAAGCGAUUAUUUGUCCUCAAAUGAAAGCAAAACUAAAUAUUUCAAUCAAACUAACGUGCAGCCAUGUGAGUUUAAAAUAUGAUAGGGAGAGGGCUUUCUUUUGAAAUUAAAAAAUAGCUUUGUAAGAUCAAGUAUCACAGCAAAAAUGUAUUAUACUGUAAAUCAGUAUGCAUGUUGUUGUUUAGAUUUUCGUGUCUUUGACAGACAGGGGAAUCCAUUUAAUCUUUCUUUGUGGUGGCACAGCCUUGGUUUAAAUGUAGGUAUGUAUGUACUACUGUCACAUAUUUGACUUUCCAGUUUAUACUGUAAUAGCCAUUUUUUCUAAUUUCUACCAGCUAUUAAUCAAACCAGAGUGCAGGAGAGGGCAUUUUCAUAAAUAUGCAAAUACAAGGUCACAUCAUCAUCAUCGUCAUCAUCAUCAUCUCUGUUUCACGUCCUCUAGGGUAGAGUCUGUAGGCCUCACUGUGGAUGGUUAAAUUGACACUGAUUACGAUAUAUUGUGUGUUUUAGUCACAUUAGGUUUUUAUGGAAUGUUCUCACUGCCUCAUAGUCCUGUAUAAACUGCUGUAUAAUGUAUGCUACACUUAUCCUCGUGAGUCAGUUUAUGUCUUUGAUAUUCUCAGCACAUUGACAUUUGACCAAUGGACCAUGUUUUCACCUUUGUCUAAUAGCGUCAUGGUCCUUUUGAAACCAGCAUAGACCACUUUAUCUUUACAAUUCUCUAAUAAUUGUGCCAUUCAGACAUCCUUGCAUGGCUAUGUAAGGGGAACUCGUUUGAAAGACCUUUUAUCAACACUUUUGAAGUUUACAUUAUUAUACUGUACAUCUGUAACAGGACGGAAUCAGUUCAUGAUUUUCAUGUUUUUGAAAGUUGCUUUUGAGAUUUGUUUUUACCAAAACAUGUUUUUACCUUGUAGAUUGUAUAGAGAUAAAAACUAAACACAGAUAUGUACUACAACCUUGGCAUGCUGCUUAGAAAAGGAGAAAGAAAACAGCAAUAGUCGCCAACUGAAUGGAUAUUUAAAAAUGCAAAUAACAAGUUUAAUCUGUUCAAUCUAAAAAAAAAAUA
Molecule: messenger RNA, 5074 nt
Organism: Epinephelus moara (kelp grouper)
Lineage: Eukaryota; Metazoa; Chordata; Actinopteri; Perciformes; Serranidae
Gene: caln2
Product: calneuron 2
Exons: 6
Coding region: 794-1450 (218 amino acids)
Molecular function (GO): calcium ion binding
Source: RefSeq, a predicted model, not a curated record